AUGGCAAUAGGAAGGACUAAGAACCAAGUUUUUGGCUACAUCAAAAGUGCAAUGAAUAACAAAUUGAAAGGAUGGAGGAAUAAGAUGUUGAGUUUGGCGGGGAAAGAAGUGCUCAUAAAGUCAAUAAUCCUAGCAAUGCCAAAUUAUGCCAUGGCAUGCUUUAAACUUCCAAAAGGGCCGUGUAAGGAUAUUUGUAAGAGUAUAGCCAACUUCUGGUGGGGUGGAAAUCAGCAGGAAAAGAAGGUGCACUGGAUAAGUUGGAAGAAACUAGCAAAUGUCAAAGGGAAAGGGGGACUGGGGUUCAGAGAUUUAGAAGCCUUUAAUGAAACUUUACUUGCUAAGCAACUUUGGAGGAUCAUCUCUUCCCUAAAUUUGCUUAUGAGCAAAGUGAUGAGGGCCAAAUACUUAACAGACCUAAAAGCUCUGGAAACUCACCCUCCUCAAUCAGCUUCUUGGACUUGGAGAAGUAUCCAAAGUGCUUGGAACUUGAUCCAAAAAGGACUAUGGAAAAGAGUGGGGGAUGGAGAGCAGGUGAACAUAUGGAAUGACAGAUGGGUGUUGGGCUCUAAAUCAGGAAAAGUUUCUAUGAUAUGCCCUCCAAACUGCCAUUUGCAAACAGUGGACCAGCUAAUACAAGAAGGAGGAUGGAAUAAGGAAAUCCUGCAGCAAGUUUUUAAUCAAAAAGACAGAGAGCAAAUAGCCAAUAUGCCACUCAGUGUGUUUAAAAGACAAGACAGGUUCUUCUGGAGCUUUUCAAAGUCUGGAAUCUACACAGCAAAAACAGGCUAUGCAAAUGUUGUGCAGGCAAGCAGUAGAGACGAAAGAAGAUAG
Coffea eugenioides is the source of this 831-nucleotide messenger RNA. RefSeq lists its product as uncharacterized. The transcript has a single exon. The coding region runs from base 1 to 831 and encodes 276 amino acids. The record is from RefSeq and is a predicted model, not a curated record. NCBI's taxonomy places the organism in Eukaryota, Viridiplantae, Streptophyta, Magnoliopsida, Gentianales, Rubiaceae.